AUGGCUUGGAGAGCACCUACUGUAAACAUGGUUCAUCCGUCAACUUCAACAAGUCAUAUUCCUGUUCCAGCUCCGAUUGCAACCUCUGCUACUGCAGCUCCGGUAGGCUACGACCCUAAAGAUCGCACAGAUCCUUUAUACCUUCAUCCGAAUGAGAGCCCAGCUUUGCAACUGGUGACGGCGCAGCUGGAAGGUCGAUCUAACUACCAUCCGUGGGCGAGAGCCAUGGAAAUGGCCCUAAGAUCAAAGAACAAAAUGGUGAUUGUGGAUGGAACAAUGCCGAUCCCCAAUUCAGCUGAUCCUAGGUUCUUCUAUUGGGAUCAAUGCAACACCAUGGUCCUAUCAUGGAUACUCAGAGCCCUCUCUCCUACGAUCGCCAGAAGUGUGUUGUGGAUCAAUACGGCAGAAGGAAUUUGGAAAGAUCUGAAGAAACGAUUUAGUCAACAGGAUGUUUUUCGUGUCUCUGAAAUUCAGGCUGAAAUCCACCAAACUAAACAAGGUGCGUCCACUGUAAAUGAAUAUUUCACACAAUUAAAACUAUUGUGGGAUGAACUGCUUGUGUUAAGACCUGCCCCUGCAUGUGAAUGUUCACCAAGUUGUGCCUGUGGAAAGGAUCUCUCUGAAAAGGUUAGGGUUCAUCUGGAAAAUGACAUGCUCUCGGUUUUUCUCACUGGUCUCAAUGAGAAUUUUACCAACACCAAACGUCAGAUUAUGUUGAUGAAGCCACUGCCUGACGUAGGGGAAGCCUUCUCCAUGGUUUCUCAGCAAGAAAGGCAGGUCAAUACAAGCUCAAACACCCUGGGAGACAAUAUAGCAGGAGCCAGUGCCUUCUUUACUAAGGGAGACAUCCACAAUAAGAAGGGGUACUCUAAUCAGAAACCCAAACCAGUUUGUAGUUUUUGUGGAUACACAAGUCAUACUGUGGAGAAAUGUUACAAAAAGCAUGGCUAUCCCCCUGGUUGGAAGCCAAGAAACAAAAGUGCAGCAUCAGCAAACCAGAUUCAGACUUCCCUGCAAGAGACUGAGGAAUCAGAGAACAAUUAUGCCUUCAAUCAAGAAGAUUACAGAAGGUUCUUGGAGUUCAUGCAGCAUGAAAGGUUUAAUAACUCUCCUCUGAGUAAUACACCUCAUGUCAAUGCUAUAGCAGCCAACUUCAUCCCAGAUGCUAGGAUGGAAGGUAAAUCUGCUAAGCCUGCUGAAAAUAAUCUAACAGAGAUUGAAUUAUCUUGGUUUCUUGAUAGUGGAGCCACGCAUCAUAUUGUUUGUAAUAUGCAUCUCCUACAAAAUGCAAGAGGAGUCCAGGGUAUAUAUGUUGAUCUACCAAAUGGACAAAAGGCACCUGUAUCCCACAUUGGGAGUGUCCAACUGUCUGCUGAACUUGUUUUGGUGAAUGUUCUGUGUGUGCCAGUUUUUCAUUGCAAUUUGAUAUCCUUGGGAGAGCUGAUAAGAGAAUCAAAUUGUAAGGUCUUGUUCCAUUCUAAUCAGUGUGUUAUACAGGGUCAACACCAUGGGAGGAUGAUUGGUCUAGUUGAGCUAAGGAAAGGACUAUAUCAGCUCAUCUUUCCUGCUUUUAUUCAAUGUAAAACUGCUGUCAAUUUGUGUAGUUUUUGGCAUGCAAGAUUGGGUCAUGCUUCUGAAGGAAAAAUUAGAUUCCUUCAUACUGUAGAUAACAAGAUUUGUAAUGACAAAACCUGUUGCUUGUGA
Molecule: messenger RNA, 1704 nt
Organism: Ipomoea nil (Japanese morning glory)
Lineage: Eukaryota; Viridiplantae; Streptophyta; Magnoliopsida; Solanales; Convolvulaceae
Exons: 1
Coding region: 1-1704 (567 amino acids)
Source: RefSeq, a predicted model, not a curated record